Labrus mixtus (cuckoo wrasse) is the source of this 1960-nucleotide messenger RNA. RefSeq names its product HIV-1 Tat specific factor 1 (gene htatsf1). The record is from RefSeq and is a predicted model, not a curated record. Gene Ontology annotation, molecular function: RNA binding. Gene Ontology annotation, cellular component: U2-type spliceosomal complex; U2 snRNP. The coding region runs from base 182 to 1537 and encodes 451 amino acids. Gene Ontology annotation, biological process: mRNA splicing, via spliceosome. NCBI's taxonomy places the organism in Eukaryota, Metazoa, Chordata, Actinopteri, Labriformes, Labridae. The transcript has 10 exons.
GCGAGGGAGAAACGCUUUAGGGGAGUGAUAAUCCUCAGUACAAUUUUGAAAUAAUUUAAACAACUACAAAAUUAACCCUGAACCAAAGUGUGUUUUACUUGGUUGGGUUUUUUGCAGGAGGGAGUUUGUUCUUUCAUUUUAGCUUCAUAAUUCUCGUUUACUUGGACUACCGUUGUGCAAGAUGAGUGGUCUACCAGAUGCUCACAAAGAGUUUAUGGAGCAGCUGCGUAUGCAGGAACUCUACGGCCAGAGAAAUGAGAGUAGCUCUGACCCCUACACCUACACUGACCCAGAGGAUGGGACUGUGUAUGACUGGGACCAUGAAAAGAAGGCCUGGUUCCCUAAAAUAACAGAGGACUUCAUUGCAGCCUACCAGGCCAACUAUGGCUUCACUAAGGAAGGAGAUCCAGACAACACUGCAGUGAGCAGCACUGACCCUGCAGCUCCAGAAAAAGACAGCAAGCCUUCAGAAAAGAAACCAGGAGAUGCGACCCAGAACCUGAAUCCAGACUCGAGUGAGACCACAGCUAAAGAGCCCAAGCAGAAAGGGGAGAAGAGGAAGGCAGAGCCAGGAUGGUUCGAUAUUGACAACAAUAAAAACACAAACGUCUACGUGUCAGGUCUUCCUCCUGACAUCAGCACUGACGAGUUUGCUGAGUUGAUGUCCAAGUGCGGCAUCGUGAUGCGGGAUCCUAUCACUGAAGAGUACAAGGUGAAACUCUACAAGGACAAAGAGGGCAAUCUAAAAGGAGAUGGUCUCUGCUGUUACCUCAAGAAGGAGUCAGUGGAGUUGGCGCUGCGUCUGAUUGAUGACUCAGAGGUCAGAGGUUACAAACUCCAUGUGGAAGAAGCUCGCUUUGAGCUGAAGGGCCAGUUUGACGCCAGCAAGAAGAAGAAGAAGAGCAAAGAUUACAGGAAGAAGAUGCAGCAGCAACAGAAACAGCUCGACUGGAGGCCAGAGAAGAAAGGAGAAUUGAGGAAGAGGCAUGAAAAAGUAGUCAUCAUCAGGAACAUGUUCCAUCCCAGUGACUUUGAGGAAGAUCCUCUUGAGUUGAAUGAAUAUCGAGAGGAUCUGCGAACAGAAUGUGAGAAGUUUGGGGAGGUCAAGAAAGUCAUCCUCUUUGAUAGACACCCAGACGGUGUGGCAUCAGUGGCGUUUAAGGAGCCAGAGCAGGCCGACGCAUGCAUUCAGUCGUUCAAUGGUCGCUGGUUUGGAGGAAGGCAACUGUCAGCUCAGCUUUGGGAUGGAACGACUGACUAUCAGGUGGAAGAGACGUCACGUGAGCGAGAUGAGCGGCUGAAGGGUUGGUCUUCUUUCCUUGAGGGAGCCAAUAAAGACCAGCAGGGCAACAGCGCCAAGCCAGCAGAGGAGCCAGCAGAGGAGCCAGCAGAGGGCAGCACCAGCACAGAACCCACAGAGUCGUCCAACACCACAGAGCCUGAACAGCAGCCAGAAACGGAGAAGCAGAAUCUGCAAGAACAGGAGGCGGAUUCUACAGACAGCAGCCUGGCAGGAAGUGAUGAUGAGGGGGCCUAGACACUUACAUACACAUCUUUGUUCUCCGUGGAAACUAACCAGGACGGUCCUGAUUGAAGGUGAACUGUGGCAAAACUCUGUUGGGCAGGAGGAGGAAUAUGGACAGUUUGAGCUGGUUUUCAAUGUAGAAAAUAAAAUACUGAUUUUGUUUACCCCUAUUAUUUUGGUUGACAUUGUAAUAAGACCAGCACUUGACAAGCUGGUUAUGCAGAUUUCCACUAAUAGCAGUUUUAUUGCUUUAUUUUUGUUAUCAUCUUGCAAUAUUUACAAACUACAGAAGUAACUCAUUCGUCAUAUUUUAAAUACAAUUUGCUCUAUGUUUUUUAACACUUGGAGUGAUUUCUUAAAAGCAAACCUAGAACACAAACUGCAGCUAUUUAUAUAUACACUGCUAAAAAUAAAUAAAGGAACACUUAAUCACCA